AUGUUCAAUUGUGUGAUUCACACGGAUGGCUUUGCUGUCACUUUCUUUUUUGUCAGGGCUAAGAAAAAGAACAGUGACAUACCUUUGCUUACACUUGAAGAUUUCACUCGCGAUGAAAUUGAACGGUACUUCGUACCGGUUACUGUGGAUCCUGGUCGCAAUCAAAUAUUCACUGCUGCUGUAGGCUACGACAGCGUUCAUCAUCAAGUUCGCUCAUGUAGCAAAGAGGAACGAGCCAACAUUGCUGGUUACACCAGGCGCGCAAAGAGGCAAAGAGACGUCAAUGCGGCCAAAAAUAUGCUUACUAUUGCAAAUUUCGUAUGGGAACACAAUGGCCACUCUGAAAUUUUCUCUCACCAUCACCAUAGCGAAAAUGGUGCUGCAGGUUCUAUACCGACGGCUUGA
Molecule: messenger RNA, 405 nt
Organism: Mycotypha africana
Lineage: Eukaryota; Fungi; Mucoromycota; Mucoromycetes; Mucorales; Mycotyphaceae
Exons: 1
Coding region: 1-405 (134 amino acids)
Source: RefSeq, a predicted model, not a curated record